Penicillium nucicola is the source of this 471-nucleotide messenger RNA. Its product is annotated as type II 3-dehydroquinate dehydratase. The record is from RefSeq and is a predicted model, not a curated record. Gene Ontology annotation, molecular function: 3-dehydroquinate dehydratase activity. The transcript has a single exon. Gene Ontology annotation, biological process: quinate catabolic process. Lineage: Eukaryota; Fungi; Ascomycota; Eurotiomycetes; Eurotiales; Aspergillaceae. The coding region runs from base 1 to 471 and encodes 156 amino acids.
AUGCCCAAAUCAAUCCUCCUCAUCAACGGCCCAAACCUCAACCUCCUGGGCACUCGCGAGCCCCACAUCUACGGCCACACGACUCUAUCAGACGUUGAGAACAGCAGCCGCGAUGUCGCAGCCAGCCACAACGCAAGUCUAGAGUCUUUCCAGUCAAACCACGAAGGCGCAAUCGUGGAUCGCAUCCAAGCAGCGCGCGGCAAGGUCGACGGCAUCAUCAUCAACCCAGGUGCCUACACGCAUACAUCCGUCGCGAUCCGGGAUGCGUUGCUGGGAAUUGAGGUUCCUUUCAUCGAGCUCCAUGUGAGCAAUGUUCAUGCCCGUGAGCCGUUUAGACAUCAUUCCUACUUUAGUGAUAAGGCUGCUGGCAUUAUUGUUGGACUUGGAGUCCAUGGGUAUAAGGUUGCUGUUGAGCAUGUUUGUUUGAAUUUCAAGGAGUUGGAGAAGGCUGGGCUUAAGUCUGCUCUUUGA